Messenger RNA from Dendronephthya gigantea, 4284 nucleotides. RefSeq lists its product as uncharacterized. Gene Ontology annotation, biological process: regulation of transcription by RNA polymerase II. Gene Ontology annotation, cellular component: nucleus. The transcript is spliced from 12 exons. The record is from RefSeq and is a predicted model, not a curated record. Bases 965 to 4195 code for a protein of 1076 amino acids. Gene Ontology annotation, molecular function: transcription cis-regulatory region binding. Lineage: Eukaryota; Metazoa; Cnidaria; Anthozoa; Malacalcyonacea; Nephtheidae.
UGACAUUUUUGCAAGUUGAAAUGAAAUAAUAUACGAUGAAAUCUUACUAUAAAUUUUUUAUUUCAUUCAAAUAAUUGUUCAUAUCUAUCAUCUUGGCAUAAAGAACAGCCAGACAGAACCAACUCAAAUUACAACUUCAUCAAAUGCACAAGAAAAACAAACGGAGUGAACAAGAGUUUUCUAGAUGUUACUGAAUGACACAACAGCAUUCAUUCAAGUUAUUAAAGAGCUGUGGCAACUGACCAGUCCAUUGAUUAAACAUGCCUCGAGUACUCAACAAUGCAAAUGUUAAUCUCAAUGGCACGUUGAUAGAAACUUGUUGAAUGAACUGCAUUGAUGUCAUUUUGAAAAGAUAUUACGACGCAGAUAUCUAUUCUAUAUCGGGAAAGAGAGCUAGAAAUCGGAGCUCGAAUGUUUGGUACAAUUCUGUAAACAAAAUUCCUCAAAGAGGUGUGUUUAAGGUGAUAUUUCAUUGGAUAGGUUAUAAAACCACUUCCGUUACAAUCUCAUUCACGGCAUGAAAAAUAAAAACGCACAAGAAAAUUAGUAAACGCGCAGUCUAAAAGGGACGCAUGAAAUAAUACGUAAGUAAAAUAAAUUUGUUAGGAGGAUAGUUUGUUAAAACAUCAAGCAACAUAAGCACUUUGCGCCCACACUAUGUCAUCAAAAGCUGUAAUGAUAUAUUGAGUGAUGGGCGGAAAUUAAUAACAAAUAACUGCCGAAAAUUUUGCAUUAGAUCUCGACCUUACGCUUUUUUAUGCAAUAUAUCUGGGGAUACUUUUCUUUUCUAUAUUAUUGGCAGAUUGUUUUCAUGCUUGUGCCUGAUUGGUGUAUUUCGAACGCUGAAUAAUGACACACACGUGCUUGCUUUUGUGUUUUGAAUUCCAAUACUUGGUAUGACGUCACAAUAGGUCACGUGACUUUAAACAACUGUGGUCAUCUUUUAUCAUGUUGAGAUUUAUAGAUGUUGAUUAUAACACACAGAAUGUCGGAACCUGUUGUCGAGUGGGUUGGCUCAAGUUGUGGGAAACACGGAGCUUACACGUUUUACAAAGGCUUCAAAAUAACAACAAAUGGUGAAUCAAGGGAAUAUUUAUUGGGAGAUUUCUAUUUUAUACGCAAUUCGAAGGACAGACCAAUUUGCAUUGCUGAAUUUCAACUGCUGUGGCAUGAUGCUAAUACUGAUAAUAAACUCGCAUCAGCAAGAUUAUAUUUUAGACCUGAAAGUACUCCUGGUGGACGGCAAGGCUGCCAUGGGAAGGAUGAAUUACUCUACACAGAUGAAAAAGUCGUGAUAAAAUGCAGAGACAUGGUAAAUUUAGAGUACGAUGGGACUGGAUGGUCAUACGGGGUCAAAGCUAUAUCGGAAAUUUACCUCCAGGAAGUCGCACCCUCGGACAAUAUUGAUUCGGAGGAUACAAAAAAGUUUCGCUUGCUUAAAAGAAAACCAAAAACGAAAAAGAUGGUUCCAAAAGAGCGAACAAAAAUAGUGAUUUUAAGUUUUCCGGCUUAUUGUCGAUUUAAGUCGUUGCUUAAAAAGUUAUUUGGUGGUCUUGUGAUGACAAAGAUGGCGAUGAAAGCAUUUGGCGGAGUUCUUCAAGCCAAUGAUUCCACGUGGGUCUCUUUUUCCAGAGAUUGUUUUCACCAUCCUGGAUUAACAAAGUUUGAUAUGUUUUGUCAAAAUAAAGCACCUGUUCUAAAAGGCCGACCUCGGAAAAAGAAGAUGUCUAAAAGAACUGUUUCCAAAGAUGGGACGAAACAAAAUACUGCAAAUGUUGAUCAACAAACUGCAAACGCGGUUGAGAGCUCUGACGAUAAUCAAACUGACACUUCAGAGACAAGUUCAGUUCAAGAACUUCCAUGUCCUCCAAAGCUUGUGGCCAACAUUAAAGAAGAAAAACCUUUUGAAAUCGGAGUUAUUCGAUCUGUUAAACAGGAAAACGAUUGUAAACUUUUAGCAAUUCCACCAGUUCCAAGGUUGGUGAAGAUUGAACGAGAAGAACCAAGCCCUAACGGUCAGUUCCGACCGUUUACCGAGCCUGCUAUGAUGUACAGCGGUCAAAUAUCCAGUCACCACAUGGAGAAAACUGACCCGUUAAAGAUGCUGCCUUCCAGUUCAGUUAUAUCAAGCGGUCAGUGUGAGUUUAACGGGCAGACGACAAGAGAGAAAUGUAUUGAGGUGACGGUAGACGAGAAUUGUUCCUUGGGUUCAUCUGCGACUAUUCACCCGUCUCUCGUGUCUCACGCGGCAACGAUUACAACGAAUCAUCACAUUCAGCCCAGAAUGUCAACAAUUAUUCGCACUCCUAUUGCAACUCAAGAAGAAGCUACGAAGAAUGAGGCCAGAGUUGAGCAACCUUUGAAGAGAAAACGAGGUCGACCACCUGGAAAGUCAAACAAAUGUUUGAAAUUAUCUGAAAUGAAAAUAGCUCCAAAAACAUCUUUAAUAGACGAUGAUGAAGUACAGAUAAAAAUUGAAAUAAUAGAUGAUAAUAAUACAUUUAUGACGGAAAAUGAGGAAUAUAGUCCUGAGCCACAGAGUGAGGAAGAGCGGGAAUUUAUGAAGAAUUUAAAAAUAUUCAUGAGAAAACGAGGAUCACCAAUUGAGAAGAUUCCAGCUUUGGGUUUCAGGAAAAUUAAUUUAUUCAAGAUGUAUGAAGUUACUCGGUCGUUGGGCGGAUAUGAUCAGGUGACGAAUAAGCGUUUGUGGCGACGAGUUUAUAGCGAAGUUGGAGGAGCUCCGAGCAUUACAAGCGCCGCCACAAAUUCAAGAAGACAUUAUGAAAAACUGUUGCUACCAUACGAACGAUAUACAAGGGGCGAAGAGUAUCUACUCGAUGGAAAAAGCUCUGAUUCUCAAUCUCCAUCACCAGACCGCCUCAUCUCACCUCAUAAAGACAAAAAUGGAAACGUUGUUUCUCAAAAUGAGUCAUUUCUCCUCUCGACAAACAAACAAGAGAAACAGUCUCAUCCCGGGGUCACAAUAUUGGAUACACACAGCAAUUCAAUAGUCCGUCAACCUAUGGUCAAGCAAUCGAACAUGCACAGCAAGUCAAUAAAUAUUGGCUCGGAACAAAACGAACAACUAACUGGCUGUAAACCAUCUAUAACUGCAGUAAUAAGUCAACAUGACUCUCGGUUAAAACCAGUGGUGUCUCGUGUGAAAAGCCAGAAAGACGUUCGGUUAAAACCGGCAGUAACUCUUGGGAUGCAAGAUACCCGGUUCAAACCAGUUGGUACUGCAGAGGGGAGUCAUCAGAAAGAUGGUGUCCCAUCGAGUCAACAACAUAAUGUGUCAGGUCGUUUGAUGCAAGACAGACAGAAUAUUUCUCAUUUGACUACCACGAAACCACAAAACAAAGGAAAUACAAUCCAUCAAGAUAGGACAUCGCAUUCUGUUGUUAAGACUGAACCAACAGUCAGCUAUCAGAGACUGCAAGAAAGACGGUCAGUGGUGUCGUAUUCAAGUACACAACACCACUACAACAAACCAGCGGACUCACCACUUGAGAUUAUUACCAGAGGAAGUCGAAGUAGUCCAAUUACGAUGUAUUCAACAAAUACAGACAAUUUGUCCCCAACAUAUACAGCAAACUUUUCAUAUGAUUCACAGCAAAGUGCUCGCCAGAAUACCUACACCAGUGAACGUGUAAGUGCAGAUCCAAUACGUCGUAAUACGAAGGAUUGCAUUACUGAAGGUUAUCCAGUCACGUUUGUACCCCAUAAGAAAAUUGAUGGGAAAACGUCGGCGGAGUUUGAACGUAAACCAAAGUAUCUACCGCAUUAUGAUCCUGUGAACGAGUUUAGUGUUCCUAACGAAUACCACGUGGAAGAGUCGCGAGAAAUGCGUAAACACGCACGAGGAGAUGAGAUACUUGUGACAAAUGUUAUACCAGGAAAACGCGCACAUAGUCCACGUGACGUUAUGUUCUCAGUACCAGUGUUUCAACCGUCACAUUAUCCACACGGAGGUUUUGAACUUUAUGAUUUACCAAAUACCUUCCCUGUUCGUGCUUCGUCACGGAUAUUCAUGCCUCAUCAAGUAUUCCCUGCCCCUAGUCAUCCGGGAUUUCCACCUUACACACCCCAUAUCAUUGCAACUAUAGGAACAGAUCCCAACACACUGUACCAGUUACCAAUACCAGGUUAUUAUCAACAGGAGAUUGCCUACCCCAUGGAUAUACUCCACAGUUAAUGGUGAGUGGCCUUUACUCGGCAGACAUUACCACAAGAUUCGUUUUUGUAAAUAGUAUAGAUUUUCUAUGAUGAAAGAAAAUAUUUUGC